Messenger RNA from Cyclocybe aegerita, 1041 nucleotides. The record is from the annotation of a GenBank genome assembly. Lineage: Eukaryota; Fungi; Basidiomycota; Agaricomycetes; Agaricales; Hemipholiotaceae.
AUGGCCGCCAACGGGUAUCACAUCGCUAACGGUGCCUCUCGCCCCCUCAAGGCUGGCGUAUACGCCCCCAUCCCCUCCUUUUUCCUCCCAGAAUCUGAGGAUCUUGAUAUCCCGUCUUUUGAAGCUCAUGUCGUCCGCGUUGCCAGUGCUGGUGUUGGUCCCCUCAUAGCCGGCUCCAUGGGCGAAGCCAUCCAUCUGUCCCACCCAGAACGAGUGAGGCUUAUACACGCAGCCCGGAAAGCUCUGGACAACGCUGGGUUUAGCCGUGUACCCCUUAUCGCAGGGACAGGUGCAGGGAGCACUAGAGAGACCAUUGAGCUCACCAACGAAGCUGCUGCUGCCGGCGCAGAUUAUGCCAUCGUGAUCGCUAGCGGCUACUUCGCCGGGGCGCUAACUAACAAUAAAGCCGCCUUGAAGGCGUUUUGGGUCGAGGUUUCGGAGAAGAGCCCCAUACCUGUCAUGAUUUACAACUACCCUGGUGCCAGUGGUGGAAUUGACCUUGAUUCCGACCUUGUCGUAGAGCUUGCUACAGAGUGUCCCAAUCUGUGCGGCGUCAAACUCACGUGUGGAAACGUUGGUAAAUUAACCAGAAUUGCUGAUGUCAUUGCCGCUCCGACGUUCACCUCUCUGUAUCCUCGCAAGAAUUCCCAAGCACCCUUCCUCGUUUUGGGCGGUUUCAUUGACUUUCUGAUUCCAUCUACUUUUGCAAAUGGACACGGAGCCAUUACUGGGCUUGCUAACGUUGCCCCACACGCCAUCGCGAACCUAUUCAAGCUUUCGGAGACUUUACAGAAGGACCUGACGCUCCUUCCGGAGGCCCAGCGCCUCCAGGGAAUUAUUGCACGCGCAGACAACACGAUCGCAAAGGCAUCAAUUGCGGGUACGAAGUACAUCCUAGAAAGAAUGUACGGCUAUGGUGGAGUUCCACGGAAGCCUCUCCCUCCAAUGGAGGCUGCCGCUGCGCAGGCUCUUUGGGAGCAUCCGCAUACUCAGGCUCUUGUCAAGAUUGAAAGGGAAUUCUCUGGCAAGCAACUAGCAUAG